GAAUACUUGGUGAUAGUUCGCUAUGGUAUAAAGACGGGAUAAACUCAUUCUCUUCCUUAGAUCAACUUGCCUUUCCCCAAUCCGCGACUUCAAGAUGUCUGCUUCAACGUUACAAGGAUCAGCAACACUCGGCAAUUAUAGCUUCGCGCAUAAUAAUCCACCAACCCUCCAGCAUAAUAGAGAUGUCAGCUUCGGCUCUAGUCCUCCGACGAUGGGAAGUCAAGAAUGUCCAUUGCGAAUGUCGGUUGUGAACGACUACGGUUUGUCUGCGUCCACGCAACAUAUUGCGACAAUGUCAGAUAUGAAUACCGUCGUCCCUACUAUGGAAAAUUUCAAUGUUAUCCCAUGGACGUCAGGUAGUCCAUCGAGUGGAGAUGCUAUCUUGCCUGGGUCCCCGCAUAUUUUACCAAACCCUUGCUAUGAUCUAGGAGAUGCCAGGUUCAGGUCCGCCAGUCCUAGUCAUCCAGGGAUCGGAGGGGCUUACUGGUCUCCACAUGCAUUCCAAAUGCUAGGACUAAUUGGCCACACUUCGCCCGUGUCCUUGCAACGCAGUAUGACCGCCUCGUGUACGCAUUCCGUCGUCCCUAUGAUGGCAAACUCCAAUAGCGUUUCCUUCUGGGAACCAGACAAUCACAAAACUGGUGCAUCAGAUGACCGGUCGCAUUGUCGGUCAUAUCUCCACGAUGUAGGAGGUGCCAGUUCUGGAGUCCUUAGUCAUACAUCGAUGGAAAGGGUCUACUUGCCUCCACACGCAUUCCCAAUGCCGGGACCGAUCGGCCACACUUCACUCGUAUCCUCGCAAUGCGGGAUGACUGCCUCGAAUACACACUCUGUCGUCUCUAUGAUGGCAAAUCCUAACGCUGUCUCGUGGACACCAUGCAAUAUCUCACAUGGCACCUCGCAGAGUGUGCCCCCUCCGGUCCAGUCAGAACUGACAACCAACCAACCAUCUCUCUAUCUCUGCCGGUGGGUAUAUAACAACGCACCCUGCGGAUAUGACGGGACCUUGGAGGAUUUAAAACAGCAUUGGUAUCACAACCAUCUUCCUAAAUGUCCAGGUGUGAGUAUCCCAUGCCAAUGGGAACAUUGCAACUAUCACAAGCGAGGUCAUCCCUCAAAUAAUAAAAUGGUCCGCUGUUCCGUAUGGCGGCAUAUAUCUGAAGUCCAUUUAAAGCGUCGCAGGAAUUAGUAGACACCGAGUAUGUUUUACUCUAACCUGCCAUAGAAUUACUGUGUAAGACUAGCCGCCUAACGUCGACAGGAGAUGAUGCACUUGAUAUAAUAUAU
Suillus bovinus is the source of this 1287-nucleotide messenger RNA. RefSeq lists its product as uncharacterized. NCBI's taxonomy places the organism in Eukaryota, Fungi, Basidiomycota, Agaricomycetes, Boletales, Suillaceae. The transcript has 7 exons. Bases 95 to 1189 code for a protein of 364 amino acids. The record is from RefSeq and is a predicted model, not a curated record.